AGAUAUUUGGAAGCGAAGAGCAAACAUCUUCAAGCUUACAACAUGAAUUUUCGAGACGUUUCAGAACGUUUGGGUAAUUUGCAGACUUUUUUCUGGGAGACCUUUGGCGAUGCCGAGAGGAAAUGUAACACUUUUGGAGGACAUUUAGCUUCAAUCCACAGCGAAAAAGAAAAUUCUAUCGUAAUCGAGAUGGCAAAGUCGGGUAUAAGACUCACUCACAAUACUUGUUGCCAAAUGACUUGGAUAGGGUUAGUACGAUCUGAUUAUAUGAACUUUUCGGCGUCGAAGACGGUUAAGUGGACCUGGACUGACGGCACGGAGGUUGACUUCCUAUCAUGGUAUCCGGGUGGACCAGAUAAUUGGAAUAAUGACCAAGGCUGCGCAGCGCUGUACGCGGAUCCUUUUGCCGAAGACGACAAUGUGAAAUUCUAUCAGAAAUGGAACGAUGUUGAAUGUUCUCUCAAUUUGAGAAACUAUGUAUGCAAGAAAAUGACUUUGCACUGA
Molecule: messenger RNA, 504 nt
Organism: Cylicocyclus nassatus
Lineage: Eukaryota; Metazoa; Nematoda; Chromadorea; Rhabditida; Strongylidae
Source: the annotation of a GenBank genome assembly